AUGAGGUGCUACAAGGCACGAAGGAACAAGAAGGGUAAAGGUGUUGCGCUUGUCGUGCCGGAACGAAGGAGAGGUAUCAUUGUCAAGACGGAAUGCCCUGUCCGAUGUAAGCUAAACGUAGAUGGAGCACGGUGGGUGGUCACUGAAUAUUUCGAGGAGCACAACCAUGAACUCAUAAAGAAGUUUGACCUGGUAAAAUUUCUGAGCGCCCACAGAGGAUUCAGCCCCCUCGAGAAGAAAUUCAUAAAGCUACUACAUGAUUGUAACGUCAGUCCAUCAAGAAUGGUACAGAUACUAUCCAUGAUCCACAGCAAAAAUGGAACUCUGAGUAGCAUGCCCUACAUACCAGCAGACGUCACAAACCUAAAGGCAAAGUACCUUAGAGAGAGCAGGUUGGCUGACAUAGAAGACAAGAUAGCCUACUUCGACGAGAAAGCAAAAGCAGAUCCUGAUUUCUUCUACAGGAUAAGUUUGGACGAUGAGGACCGUGUCAGGAACAUGUAUUGGCUGGGUGGUGCUGCAAGAAGAGCCUACAAACAUUUCUGA
Aegilops tauschii subsp. strangulata is the source of this 546-nucleotide messenger RNA. RefSeq names its product protein FAR-RED IMPAIRED RESPONSE 1-like. NCBI's taxonomy places the organism in Eukaryota, Viridiplantae, Streptophyta, Magnoliopsida, Poales, Poaceae. The record is from RefSeq and is a predicted model, not a curated record.